GAAAGGCGGCUGCCAGCCAUGGCUGAGGCGAAAGCUUGGGACCCGGCGUCCGAGCCAAACGCUGCGGGGCUACUGCUGGGACAUUUCGUAGCUUCGGGCUUGGUUACUCAGGGGCAGCGUUGGACAUAAUAUAUCCUCAUAUUUUAGACACGUGGCCAUGCUAUUCCAACACACACACAAACUCUGACGUAUUGCUGCUUUCUCUGUUCACUUACCAAUAGGAGAUGUUAAAUAUAUCUAAGAAAUCAACUUCUUGCUUUGUGAACUUCUCCAGACUACAGCAGAUCACAGAUAUUCAAGCUGAAAUCUACCAGAAAAACCUGGAAAUUGAACUCCUAAGACUAGAAAAAGAUGCAGCAGAUGUUGUCCAUCCUUCCUUUUUGGCACAGAAGUGUCAUACUCUGCAAAGCAUGAAUAAUCAUUUGGAAGCGGUGCUAAAAGAAAAACGGUCCCUCAGGCAAAGACUGUUGAAACCCAUGUGCCAAGAAAACUUGCCUAUUGAAGCUGUUUAUCACAGAUACAUGGUGCAUUUACUGGAGUUGGCAGUAACUUUCAUUGAGAGAUUAGAAGAUCAUCUUGAAAUAAUUAGAAAUAUCCCUCAUUUAGAUGAAAAUCUGAAGAAAAUGAGCACAGCCUUAGCAGAGAUGGAUAUUUUGGUGGCUGAGACAGCAGAACUGGCAGAGAAUAUACUCAAGUGGCGAGAACAACAGAAGGAAAUUUCCUCUUGUAUCCCCAGAAUAUUAGCUGAAGAAAAUUUUCUUCAUAAAUAUGAUGUUACAGUGCCUCCUUAACCUUUUAUUUCUAAAAUUAAUGUUCAAACUAUUAAUGAAAAGUAAUUAUCAACUUUUUAUUUUUGUUUAAUUAUAUGUAGUCAUGUGAAAUCCAUUUCUAGUCAAUUAUAACAUGGGUAUUUAUAGACUUUGCCACUAGCAAUACUGAAAGAGCCCUCUUUAUAUUGAAAUACUGAGAUUCCAAGUUCAUUAAGACAAAACUGAAUUUUCCUUUGUUUUUCAUGUAUUUUCAUUCCACUUUUCAAUAAAACUCAAAUACAACUAUAAUUAACGUGAAUGCAUUAACCAUAUCUUAGGCAGCAGACUUUAUUAUGUUGUUUUUUUAAAAAAUGCUUGUUUCCGGGUUAGAAGAGUCUUGAAUCUGAAAGUGUGUUGCUUAUUCCUGUGAGAUUGUCGCUAAGUAUGCAAAAAACAGCAAAAUAGCAGACCUGACCACUAUGCUUUGAAAGGCCUGCUUGUAAGGUUGGUCCUUGGCUGGCAUCUGGGAACUUAGAUUUCUAGGGUUCCCUCCACUCUCACUGAUAAGAGUUGCUUGCUGUGACUAAGGCGUUUGUACAGUGUGGUUUGUGCUGAACACCAGCUUUCUUCCUGGGAGUCUAGAAUUUUGGUAUAUGCUAGGCAGAAGGUACCUAUGUGACUAUCCCGCAAUAAUAACCCUGGCACUGCAUCUUUAAUGAGCUUUUGUGGUAGACAGCAUUUCACACA
Aethalodelphis obliquidens (Pacific white-sided dolphin) is the source of this 1496-nucleotide messenger RNA. It is a transcript of the gene HAUS2, whose product is annotated as HAUS augmin like complex subunit 2. The transcript has 6 exons. Gene Ontology annotation, biological process: microtubule nucleation; spindle assembly; centrosome cycle. The record is from RefSeq and is a predicted model, not a curated record. Gene Ontology annotation, cellular component: HAUS complex; mitotic spindle microtubule; centrosome. Bases 225 to 791 code for a protein of 188 amino acids. Lineage: Eukaryota; Metazoa; Chordata; Mammalia; Artiodactyla; Delphinidae.